This is a messenger RNA of Xyrauchen texanus (razorback sucker), 5176 nucleotides long. RefSeq names its product family with sequence similarity 217 member Ba (gene fam217ba). The record is from RefSeq and is a predicted model, not a curated record. The coding region runs from base 571 to 2211 and encodes 546 amino acids. Lineage: Eukaryota; Metazoa; Chordata; Actinopteri; Cypriniformes; Catostomidae. The transcript is spliced from 4 exons.
AUCAAACAGCGUUUUUAACGAACAGUCACAUAAUCGUAACAGCAGUCGUACCGUACAGACUUGCGCAUAUCUUGGUUUUUGACAUGUUUUAAGAACGAUCGUCAUGGACUCCGGCAAAAGAAGCUCGCUUAAUGCGUUCGUUUCAUGUUAAACUUCAAUUCCCAUCAUGCCAAAUGGAGGCUCACAACGACAGCGCUACUUGAACAUACAAAGCAGCAGGUAAACAAGACUGAACGAGCUGCUGUAGUGAUGCAUAGUAACAGCGAUAUCAAAUCGUUGUGGAUUUCAUAACUAUGUAAAGAAGAUUAUUAUCUAUUUUGAGCACACCAUUUAGAAUAAGGUUGUUCGGCGCUGUUUAAUGUAUUGGAAACGCUUCCACUGUGCUCCAUGUUUUGAAAACUGAGUACUUACAAACUGGAAAUAUAUAAAUGUGACGCUGUUAUUUUACUGUAUUUCUGCAAUGGUGCUCUUCAGUCGCGCGGUACGUCUGCGCGCACGCGAAUGGGACAUUUUUGGGAACAGCUGAGAGCUUUGUAACUGCGCUUUUAACACUUUGUAGUGUUUAUCGAAAUGGGACCCAUCCUGCAGGAGCAAAUUGCAUCUGCGACACUGAAGAGGGUGCCUGGCAAGGAGAAGGUUAGAGUGAAAAAGGCAGAAAAUACUGGGAUUGUUGCCAGCAAUAAUAAUAAGAGAGUCGGACACGUGAACCUGAAUAAGAAACCUCUUAAGAAAACAGUGACCUUGCAUCCAGGCCAAGAAAAGGAUCCCCAGCCCACAGCUGACAAUGGCAAAAAUGGAAUCAAACCAAAGAAAGCGAAGAGUCCGACUGCUGGAACUUGCAAGCUGCGUGGCACACAGGGCCAAGCUGACUUGAGGCCUCCACAUCCCAAACUCUCAUGUCCAGAGCAUGGCCAGGACAGGCCAAAGAUUCAGCUUCUGUCUCAGAGUUGUACUGAGAUGGUACAGAGCAAUGCAGCCUUGGAAAAGAGCCGACGAGCUCUAUCACUGCCAUUGGCUCCUCAGCCAGUGCUGCAUCAGAUCUCCCUGCCAAAACAAGUUCCUGACCUGGAGUCAUUCCACCUUCUGGAACACAAGGAGGAUGAUACAGACAGUGCCAGUGACCUGUCUGACUCCGAGAGGCUCCCUGUGCUGCCUUCCCCCUGCACUCCUCCUCAGCUCAACCUCCGAGCAGAGGUGAUCAACUCAAUGGACCUGCAUCCCUACUUUCCUGGACCCAUGAUGGUGGAAAAUGAAGAUGUCAGCUACAGCUACCCAGACUUCCUUCCACCCCCAUUCAAUACGUGGAGUCUGAGGCAGCUCGCUAUCUUCUUAAAUACCGAGGGUAAAAGGGCUCCCAGGCCUAAACCUGUAGGCCAGCUUGAAAAGUAUUUAGAGCGCCUCCUACAGUUAGAGUGGCACCAGAUACAAACUAUCCAGGUUGAAAGCGGGCGGCACACUACACCCAUCAUCCGAGGUCACGCCCCCAGUGCCACAGCAAACAGCAACCACACUAGGCCUCACACUGCUCCCCCGACACGCCUCAGCUCCCCCAAAAGCCUUCUUCAGGGUCAGCGGGCCUUCCCUCUUUCCCCAUUCUCCUCCAUGAGCAGUCCAUCUUCCACUCAACUUUCUCGCCCUGUCUGCACUCACUGCCAUUUUCGCUACCCACUCUGCAAUGGCAGCUGCUCUUCAUACGCCUACCAGCGCCACUCCCGUCUCAGCCCCUUGCUAGAGCGCAAAGCCCCACCAGCAUACACCCAAAAGAGGAGCAGCAGCGAAAGCCGGGUCUCCACCUCAGAUAACCGCCCCAUAUCCCUAAAAACCCAACACCCAGUGAGUCCUCAGGGAGCAAGAGUUGACCAGAGGCAUAUGCAGGCAGCAGGAAAUGUGCGUAGAGCCUCACAAGAACUUAAUGCAAACAAUAAAUCCCAUGCUUUAGUCAGGAAAGGAAAGAUUGGGAGGUCAAAUGAGGUAGAGAGACUGAAAGGUCCACCUGUGGGAAUUAAAUAUGGGGGUGCUGAUAGGCGGGUUCCUGCUGCAAUUAAGCGCGAUGGUGGUGGUCUGGGGAAAAGAGGGGAUAAAGAUGGGCAGAAAGACGAAAAAGGUGAGGUACGAUUAAGAUCGGGCGCUAAAAGAACUGUCACUGAUAGCUGUGAUGCUAAAGCUACCAAGACUACUGGCAAAUUUAAAAACGCUCAGUACGCCAAGUAGUUAGUGCUUUGUAACUUUAACGCUUCUUUAGUUUAAAGGUGCUGUAAGUGAUUUUUUUUUAAUUAAAUGACAUGAAGACAACAUCCUUAUUACCUACCUGUCAGAUAUAAUUAAAAUAGGUGCCAUGAAAUAUCAGAUCCAUCUCUGUAAACAGCUGCAAAUAAGGAUGUCCAUGGUGCUUAGUCACAUUGUUUGUUCAGCCAAUCUAAAGACUUUCUGCCUGUGAAGCAUGGCAAAUUCAACAUCUAAAGUCAUGGGGAUACAUUCAGUUUGACAUAAACACUCAUAAUCUGCAUACAGUCGAAUGGAAGCCUGUUAAUAUAUACUCCAUAUAACUGUGCGCACAUACACAGGCGGUUGGCUCAUGCGUGCUACAACUGCUAUGGGACACCGGACUUUCUCUUCAGGACUUUAGACCCAUAAAGAUGUCUUUAUAUUCCUUCAGGCUUGAGUUAUAAAUAUGUAGGUAUCUCCAGACCUCCUCACACAUGCUCUCUUGGCUUGCACAUCCACUGUUGUUGUUUUUACCUUCAUCUCCUGAUGUUUAGAAUGACAUAUUCUUAAUCUAGCACUUCUUCGUGAUAGCAACGGCUCAAAAUGUAAUUGUUGCCUGUAUUGCCAUCCUGUAUUUGGACGCUCAGCGUUCAUGUCUGAGCGAAGCAUACUUUGGGUUUAAGUCUGGUGGAAGUUUCAGAAUGGCUAAAAUCACUUACAGCACCUAAAUUGCCUCAAGAUCAUAUACUCAAUGCUAAAAAUAGGUUCUUCACUUUAGAAAUGGUCAUUGUCUUUUUUUCGAAGUGCAUUUUUUCAAUAAGAUAUACAGUGGCCCCAAAAAGUACUUGGACACUUAUGCCAUAUUUUAAAUGUACUACUGUCAUCACAUUAAAUAACAAGAUAUCAAACCAAAUUUGGCAUUUAUUUUAAAGAUCAGUAGCUCAAGAACACUUUUAAAACAAAACAUUUCACACACAAAAAGUUAGUUUUUAAAAACACUGAAUAUACUAUUAUUAAUUAUUACCCUAUACUUAACCCUAACCCUAAGACUCAAGUAUUUGUAGGACACCUGUGUAAACAUGAGGGGAACUGACUUCAUAUAUCCUCUAAAAAUCAUCUUGAGACUGUAAUGAUGGCAGACUGGAGACGUGGAGAUGUGGGAUCUUUAAUAAAAGCACUCAUAUAAAACAAGAGAUACAGGAAACCAACAUAAACCACCACUACAGUCUAAAAAGGAGCGAACGACAAAGAUAGAGAGAACAUGAGGGCAGUAUAUUUAAACAAGAAACUAACAAGGUUGGAGACACAUCAGGGGAACAAUCAGGGAGGGAUACCAGGAACAGAGAUAAGACAAGAACUGCUAAACUAAUAUUUCAAAAUAAAAGUAAAACUUUACUGGCUUUUAGGGAAGACCAGUUGGUUAAAAUGAAUUAAAGAAACAGCUGGAAAUGUAAAGUUAGUUUUGAGAAAAGGUCUAGUAUAAUUUCUUUCUAGAUGCCACUUAGUUUGAUAUUUUGUUAUCUAAUGCAAUUAAAUUAAUACAUUUGUACUAUGACUUAAAUGUCCAAAUAUAUUUUGGGGCCACAGUAUUUAUUUUGUCUUAAGUACAUUCAAGCAGGUUAUCUUUUAUCAAGGUACGCACAAAUCGUCUAUAAAAGUAAGCUUAAUAUGUAUUUGAAUCCAGUCUGCAUGAACAUAUCUCUGAUUUGAUGGAGGUAUGAAUGUCAGGUUUUGACUAGUAAGCACUAGGUCAAAGAAUGUAUAUUUUUCAGAUGAAUAAUGAAUGUUUUGUAAUGGCUACGUGUAUUUUUGUAAUGUGCUAUUUACAUGGACUUAUUUUCUUGUUAUUUAUGAAAUUAUUUAUUAUCUAUUUAUUACAAUGGUUUGUCCUUAUUAAGUUAGAUUAUGUUUAAAUAAGAAUAUAAUGCUUUGUGUAAUAUAUUAUUUAUCUUUUAACAUUUUUGAACGUUUAAUGUCUGUCAUGAGUUGGAUGUGGUGGAAUUGUAAUGUUUGGAUUGCUUAAGGUCACAUUACAUUAUUUUUUGUGAUGCAGUUUGAAUUGGAGAUGGACCUGAACUAUAAACUUUAUAAGGUAUUUUUGUCAAGAUUGAUGUUGGUAUACUUAUUUUCAGAGAAGCUUUUAAGUACUUACAUUGACCAUCAUGUCUCUAAAUAUACGUAGCAUGUUUCUUUGCUUUUACAACAAUGAUGGUAUUAGUUUUGUAGUUUUAUACAUAAUACAUAGAAUAUGACAGAAAGUUGGAUGGUACUACAUUUCCAUUUGAUGUUUGUAGCAUCAUUCCAUUUUGGAUUUUGUGUACUGCAAAGUUCCUUUAUUAGGGAAAAAUCAUGAAAAAAAUGUUUCAUCUUUAUCUGAUUAUGCUUUAAUUUAGCGGGGAAGUUUUUUUUUUUUGGUUGUUUGGUUGUUGAAUUCUGCUAUUUUUAUGAGAUACAAAAUAAACAGUUUUCAUUACAUUAUCAGAGGCUCCUGCUACUGUUAUUUACUUUUUUGUCAUAAUUCUUUUUUCAUUAAACUGGUAUCUCGUUGUAAAACGAUGAGUAAAUACAAGAAAAGAUAACGUAACAAAGUAGUUCCUGCCACAUAUAGGUUACUGUGUAUUUAAAUUCUGAUAUUUACCCUCAUCUGAAUCCUCAUGCUGUGUGUUAUAGCUAAUGAGGGGUUUUGUGUGAUUCUCAUACAACACAUUGUCACAUUGCUUUAAUGUCAUUUUCAUGUUGUCAUGUUCUCUUCUGCCCUAGGAAAGGCUUUAGAAGCUGUUGAAGUUGUUUCUGUCUGUCAUUCACACAGCCUGCGUAAAUAAACAAACAACAUUUUUACUUAUAAAAGAAGAUAAAUGUAAAUGCUGCAACAAUCUAUAUUAUGCACAGAUCUGUUUAUGAUUAUAGUUUUUAUUGAAAUGGUUGCUAUCCAAAUGUGCCAAAUAGCACUGUUCUUUGCUUUGUACCACAA